AUGUUCAACGAGAACUUCUCCUUUGCCACAUCCCCGUACUCGCCCACACCCAGCGAUAGUGUCGACGAUGGCACAUCCGCAGACAUCUCCCCGACCACGUCUCGAUGCCCAUCACCAAAGUCCAGGUCACCAGCCGCAUGUCGCGAUACUCGAUUCGAUGCCUACCGACAGGCAAGUAGCAGCCGGCAUCCGUCAAUCACGGCCUUGACAGAGCAGUUACAAUCGCAAGCCCUCCACGAUAUCGAGAUGCCAUCCCCCUCACUCUCGCCGAGCGAGGCUGCUUCCCCGGCCGCAUCAACACCGGACACCGAAGCCGACGAGGGUUUCUACGACGGCCCAGAUACUCCUGCAACCACCUUCUCUGAUUUCUUUGAACCUACCGAACUCGACCCUACAUUGUGGGAUCUCAGCAUGUCUGACACCAUCGUUCCAACGUCGUCACCCCGACCCUCACUAUCUCUUGAGGCACAGGCGUUGUCUUCAUACACUAUGCGUCGGAGACAGCGGCAGGCAUUGAUCAGAUUACAAUGUAUGGUUUCUCGGGCUCCUGACCUAGCCAUGCUUAUUGAAGAAUGCCAUCCAAGUUCUCUGCCACUUGGGCCGGAUACUGAGCCCGUCCAUCGUGGCGGUCCGGCGGCCGCCGAGGAUGAGAAAGAGGACAAGAUGAAGAACUCCGGUGAAUCAUGGCAGAAAUGA
This is a messenger RNA of Exophiala dermatitidis NIH/UT8656, 696 nucleotides long. RefSeq lists its product as uncharacterized. The transcript is spliced from 2 exons. The record is from RefSeq and is a predicted model, not a curated record. Bases 1 to 696 code for a protein of 231 amino acids. Lineage: Eukaryota; Fungi; Ascomycota; Eurotiomycetes; Chaetothyriales; Herpotrichiellaceae.